CGUCUCUCAUGGCUUCCACGUCCGAAAAAUUGGGCACUUUGACCGAUAUCUCUGCUCUCUGUUCCUUGGCGUGUUUCUCCACAAAGCAGCGUCUCCAGCAGCCUCCGUAAAGUCUCACAAGCUACACAAAAGCCACAACACAACAAUUCCAAUAUCUCAGCUUUCAGAGGUCGUAACAAACACCAAAACAAUACUUCGAGCGUACAUCAUAGUCCGGAGCUCCCGGUAGUUGUGGCAGCAGUUGGGUUCUCAAUGUCGGCCAGGUUUUGAUGCAAAGUUUCCUCCAGACCUCCCGGUCGAACGUCAACGAGCGGAAGGUGUGGCAUGUCGAAGCACAUGCCAACAGCGAGCGACCGUCUAGCUGAGCGAGCGCAAGAGCUAGCAACUCAUCGGGCAGCGUCUGAAUAUCGGUGGAAAACGUCUUGGGCUCAGUGUUGGCGUCGUCCAUGUCCACAUCGUCGUCUGGGCCGAGGCUCUCGCAGUCUGUCUCGCCAGCGGAGCCCUCGCUUGCGCGACACUGAAGUAGACGCGGAUGCUGCUUGACGCGACGACUGCUCUUGUUGUUGGACAGGCUGAGACUGUCGAGCCAUUGGCGCUUCUUGGGGCUGAGCGACCGCACAGACGCAACCAUCGGAGCUCAGAUGGGUAGGCUUCUUCCUCUGCAAACGAAUGGGAUCUAAUAUAAGGACGGAUCUUCUAAGUUGGCGGCAGAAAACAUGGAAAGAGUUGAAGUUGGUGCUCCUUCAUGAUUGCCAGAUGUUGUCACUAACGAAGCCACUACUACUGGAAAAAUAAGCUUACUGCGAGCAAAUAGCACCAUCAUUUGGCACUUUAGACAACACAUAAAAGUGAAAAGGAAUGACUUGGGUUGUUUGUUCAAGAAGAUGGCGCUGAGCCGAAAUUUCCGCACGACUUACUACAAGACGCUGGGCGUGCCCGUGGUGCAACACAUUGUAGAUGUGGAUGCCUCGUUUGCGGCGCUACUUAGCGAGAGAGCGGUGAAUGUGCCGCAGCUGCUGAAAUUGGCGCUGGAGUUGGGCAUUGCGCCGCAAUAUCGCGCAAGAAUAUGGCUGCUGCUUGUGGGGGUCAUACCGCCGUACCCAGGGAUCUGGAGUUUCGCAUUAAAGGAACGACGCGCCAUGUUUGAGGACGUUGUGGAGGCAGCUCAAGUUCUUCAGACGAAAGAUGAGACCAACGGCGACGAAGGAAGUGACGUGCAUUACGAUUUUCUCGAGCUUCUAGGAGAUGGAGAGGAAAUCGACAAAGAGACAGCGCCGCCGCCUUCGCUUCAGGAGCUGAAGAGAUUGGUGCAUUUGCAUCGCACGUAUCGGCGAGAAAUUGCGGCGUGUGAUGCGCCGUUACUAUACGGCGUGGACGACCCGGACUUCUUGUUGAGCGUGGCGCGAGUGGUGUACGAAGUUCUGACACAAGAAGCCGAACGAUUCUGGUGUUUUACAAGACUGCUGGAGCUGUUCCACGAUGGAUUAGAACUAGUAGAUCCCGUGGUGACGCUGGAUACACUAUACAAUGCACCGCUUGCAGAUUUUGAAGGCGUAUUUCUUCGUACGCUGGAUGUGAAGCGGAGACGACUAACUGCGGAUGGAAUGUCGAGUCUGCAUAUGCUCAAGAGUAGUCAUGAUGAAGAAUAUGGUAGACGAAGGUGAAAAAGAUCAAAUAACUCGCAAAUUUCACUCAAAACUAGUUGCCGUAAAAAGGAACCACACUUAAUCAAAACCUUCGACGUACUCGUCCUCGCUCGCGUUCUCCUG
Messenger RNA from Phytophthora nicotianae INRA-310, 1769 nucleotides. RefSeq lists its product as hypothetical. Gene Ontology annotation, molecular function: GTPase activator activity. Lineage: Eukaryota; Oomycota; Peronosporomycetes; Peronosporales; Peronosporaceae. The coding region runs from base 885 to 1664 and encodes 259 amino acids. The record is from RefSeq and is a predicted model, not a curated record. The transcript has a single exon. Gene Ontology annotation, biological process: activation of GTPase activity; negative regulation of TOR signaling.